GGGAAAUAAUAGGCUCAUUGGAAAUAAAUAUUUCAAUUAAAUAGUGUUAUUCCUACUUCAAUUUUCUGUGUAAUUAUAAUAAUAGCCUUAUUAUGGUUUAUUAGAAUAAAAACCUUUCGAAGGUAAAUUUUAGUAGAACCACAAAUACAGAUAUGGACUUUGAUUUUAAAUUUUUACUCUUUCCUAAUCUUGAAUUCUUUAACCAAUUAUUACUCCUAUCCUGAUAUUAUCUACAAUCAAAAAGUAUAAAGACUUGUAGACAUGUUUUUAAUAAUAAGUUCACUUUCGCUGGAAGAAACCUGCUCCUAUCACCAUUGUAUUUGUGUCCCUAAAUGGAUUUUCACAAUUUUCGUUUCAGUAACAUCACUAAUGUUAGUGUUAAUUUUCUGUUAUUUUUCGGCAUCUUGCACCCGAAAUUCAACUCUGCCUGGGUAGUACUCAAGUACGUAAUUAGAGUAUCAACUAUAAUGGGAUUCUUGUUUGGAGGAAUGGUGCUAUCAGAAAUACUGAAAUUACUCCAUUCAUUGAACGACUUGGAGAAGCUGAUGGAUUCGCUGUUUCUAACCGUCACCAACUUGGUAUCGAUCGUAAAAUUCAUAUCCAUAGUUCGAAACGAGCGGAAAAUCAUGAAACUCUUGGCGCAAAUCGACAAGCGGGAAUUCCGGCCCAAAUCCCAACACCAGAAGAACAUACUGGAAUCCAACAUAAAAGCGGCAAAUGUGAUAGCACUCAUUGUGUAUUCCGGUUGUUUCGUUACCGUUCUGUUUUGGGUGAUAUCCGCUGUUAUCGGAGACGAAGUCUCCUUACCUGUUCCUUCUUACAUUCCCUUCGAAUUGACAUCCACGCCUGUUUUCGUUAUUACUUUCAUUUACGAGUCAAUUGCCACGCUGAUAGGCGGAUUUUCUAACUUGAGCGCCGAUUGUCUGAUGAUAUCUUUCGUCAUUGUUAUUAGUGCACAAUUUAAUAUACUUAACGACACUAUAGAAAAUUUAGAGCGCUUCUGCGAGGAGGAGUUCAUGGAGAAGCGUAUGAGAAUUGACCGAAGGAGCCCCGAAUUCCAAAAUCUCAUGAAUAAAAAGUUGAUAGGGUGUAUCGAGCACUAUCAAUGCAUUACAGAGUUUUCGAAAACUACCAACGACCUAUUUUCAGUUACUAUAUUUCUGCAAUUAUUUCUCAGUAUAGUAAUUAUAAGCUCGACUUUAUACGAAAUUUCAACCGGAUCGAUUACAAGUCAAGUGAAAACGUUCUCUAUGUGCGCAUACUUAUUUUGCAUAUUAGGGGAAAUUUUCCCGGUUUGCUAUUUUGCCAACGAAAUCAACGAAGGGAGCAGCAGAUUGACAACUUCUGCGUACACUUGCGACUGGGUGGACUGUUCAGUAGAGUUCAAAAAGAAUCUCUUGACGUUUAUGACAAGAACUCAGAAGAUUCUCAGACUGUAUGCCGGAAAUUUCGUUGAAAUAUCAUUGCAAAUGUUCAUGAAGAUUAUAAAAUCUUCUUGGUCGUAUUGGGCCGUUAUAAAUCAGGUGGACAAAUAAACUGCUGGAAAAAUUUAUUAUUACCCACGAACUUUGGAAUUAAUUACUGCACAACACUUGUUCUUUGGAAAAUAAAGCACUAAUACUCG
Phyllotreta striolata is the source of this 1624-nucleotide messenger RNA. The record is from the annotation of a GenBank genome assembly. NCBI's taxonomy places the organism in Eukaryota, Metazoa, Arthropoda, Insecta, Coleoptera, Chrysomelidae.